Molecule: messenger RNA, 899 nt
Organism: Aspergillus steynii IBT 23096
Lineage: Eukaryota; Fungi; Ascomycota; Eurotiomycetes; Eurotiales; Aspergillaceae
Exons: 1
Source: RefSeq, a predicted model, not a curated record
GUUUUUACUACUCCUCAACAACCGAUCAAUCAAACGCUAUCAUGGUUAAGCCUGGAGUGAAGGGGCUGACGCUCUUUUCUGCCUUGGCUGUUACUGCGAAUGCCCAUACUUGGGUAGAGCAGCUCACGGUCAUUGCACCCAACGGAACUUUUAUCGGAGCUGCAGGUUACCCGCGUGGAUAUGUAACUCACGAAUCGGGUGACGCCGCCAUGACUCACCUGCUGUCGUCAACGGGUCCUAUGAACCUGACCGAUGUCUCUGGUGAUAUGUGCAUGGACUCGCAGAAGAAGCAGGUCCAGAGCGAAGGGUAUCCUCGACUGCAGGCAGCCCCGGGAGAUGCCAUCGCCCUUCGAUACCAGGAGAACGGCCAUGUGACGCUGCCCGAAGCCCAGGAAGGCAAACCUGAGAAUCGCGGGACGGUGUAUGUCUACGGGACCACGGAACCCAAAGAGAACGAGCGACUGGAGACCAUCCACAAAGUCUGGAACAAGGAAGGCAGCGGCGGCGACAAGCGCGGCGUGCUGCUGUCUACCCAAGACUUCGACGACGGCCAGUGCUACCAGAUCAACGGCGGCAAGAUCUCCAAGGAUCGCCAGGCCAAGUUCCCUCACGAAGCGGACGAGUUGAUGGGCGCCAAUCUGUGGUGUCAGCAAGAUAUCAGGUUGCCCGAGAAUCUCCCGUCGGACAAGCUCUACACCCUCUACUGGGUCUGGGACUGGCCGACGGCUCCCGGCGUGGAUCGUUCCUUGCCUCGCGGAAAGCAAGAGCUUUAUACGACCUGUAUGGACGUGCAAUUGACCGGCAAGUCCGACUCGAAGGAGCAUGCCCAAGCCAAGUACGUCGACGGCCAAUCAUUGAACAGCGCCGCGGUUAAGGCCCGGUUUGUCGGAAUCAUGGGC